Lichtheimia ornata is the source of this 414-nucleotide messenger RNA. RefSeq lists its product as uncharacterized. Lineage: Eukaryota; Fungi; Mucoromycota; Mucoromycetes; Mucorales; Lichtheimiaceae. The transcript has a single exon. The record is from RefSeq and is a predicted model, not a curated record. The coding region runs from base 1 to 414 and encodes 137 amino acids.
AUGCAUCGCACAAAGUGUCCUCAAAAAGUGUCCACGUCCAACCUCAAAGUGUCCAUGCCAAAGUGUCCUCAAAGCGUCUUCAAAAUGUCCACGCCAAAGUGCAUUGAAAGUAUCUAUGCCAAGUGUCCUCAAGGUGUCCUCAAGGUGUCCUCAAGGUGUCCUCAAGGUGUCCUCAAGGUGUCCACACAAAGUGCCCUCAAAGUGUCCACACAAAGUGUCCUCAAAGUGUCCUCAAAGUGUCUUGAAAGUGUCCUCAAAGCGUCCUCAAAGCGUCCGCACCAAAGUGUCCUCAAAUUGUCCACGCCAAUUGUCCACAAAGUGUUCAGGCCAAAGUGUCCUCAAAGUGUCCUCGAAGUAUCCACGCCAAAGUAUCUUCAAAGUGUCCAUGCCAAAGUGUCCUCAAGGUGCCCUUAA